AACUAUAAUAAAUGCCACUUUUGUGGACCGCGGAAGAGCUUUCGUGAUCUACUCACGCAUCUCUUCCCUGCUUUUCAAUCCUGUUGAUUAUUCCUGAUGCCUUGUAACUUGACGGGCAUCCCCGGUGCUUCCUGCACAAAUCUGAAAGCAGUGACGUGGAAAGAAGCAGAUUUGCUCCUCGGGAAAUAACAGGGGCUAUCUGGGCACGGUGGUGGAUGCGUCUUGCAGCUCUCACCAUGUCAUUCUCUAAAAGCUUCGCGUGGCUGGAUAUAAUUAUCGCAACUCAGGAUAUUUGAGCGGGAAACACCAUGGACACAGUGGGGAUAAUUCUCUCCCUCUUGGUAGUAGUCAUCAUCAUAGUGUCGUUGCUGUCCAACGUGCUGGUGCUGAUCUGCUUUCUGUAUAGCCCGGAGAUCCGGAAGCAAGUACCGGCAUUGUUUACCCUCAACCUGACCUUCUGCAACUUGUUGCUAACUGUUUCCAACAUGCCUCUGACUUUGGUGGGACUCGUCAACAAUGGUCAAAUUGGCGGCCAGGUGUUAUGUCAGAGCGCUGGUUUUCUGGACACCUUUUUGACUACAAAUUCAAUGCUGAGUAUGGCAGCUCUGAGCAUCGACAGGUGGAUCGCAGUGGUUUUCCCUCUAAGCUAUCACUCCAAAAUGCGACACAGAGACGCAGCUUUCGUGCUUGGCUACACGUGGGUACACUCCGUAUGCUUCUCUACAGUAGCCGCUUGUCUCUCAUGGGUGGGAUACAAUCAACUUUACGCAUCUUGUACUCUCUGUAAUGCCAGAGCGAACAGCAGUCGGACCCAGUUUGUUGUCUUUACAGUGGUCUUCCACUCGCUCACGUUUCUCCUGUCUUUGGUAGUGCUGUGCGUUACAUACCUUAAAGUGCUAAAAGUGGCUCGGUUCCACUGUAAAAGGAUAGACGUUAUUACCAUGCAGACUUUAGUGCUUCUCGUGGACAUUCACCCAAGUGUUCGACAGCGAUGCCUGGAGGAACAGAAGAGACGGAGACAGAGAGCCACCAAAAAGAUCAGCACCUUCAUCGGCUCGUUUGUGGUGUGCUUCGCGCCCUACGUGAUUACAAGGAUUGUGGAGCUGUUUCCGGUAGUGCCUAUCAACUCUCACUGGGGAGUUGCCUCCAAGUGCUUGGCUUACAGCAAAGCGGCCUGCGACCCAUUUGUUUACUCUCUGCUGAGGAACCAGUACAGGAAGACGUGCUCCGACAUCAUCAACAAAAUCUUGAAACGGAGCUCUCUCAACACGUCGGGGCGACAGCACGAGAACGGGAGGAACAACUUCGUUCAGACCGCCGAGGGAACCCUUCCAUGAAAAACGGACCCGUCCACUGGGGGCAUGUGGUGCUGAGGGGAACUAGCCGUGUGCCAAGGCCUGUGGAAGCAGCUCUGCUUUUGAAAAAAAUCAGAAGAGUGCGAGGGGAGGGUGACAGAGUUGAGUGCUUCAUUGUCAUCUUUGGGCAUUUUGACUGGUUGCCAUCCCAUGUAGCUCAACACUCUUGAAAACAGAACAUGUGUCCCCAAGACUUAACCCUGAACAUCCAAGACUUCUGAGGAUGGAUCGCCACCUUCAUCUCAUGAGGCAUGUCAAACAGGAGAUGUUGUACUCAAAGCAAGACAUUUUUUUCUGAAGAUUUGCUGGUGAUCACUUGUAUGGAAGAAGAAUAAUAAUAAGAAGAAGAUGUAGUUUGACAUGUCCCUUCCUGCUUUAGAAUGGUGGAUUCGUCACUGAGGUCACAAGGUACUGCUGCUUUGCUUCCUCAUUUGUUUUCAGAUUAAUUUAUUUUAUUUAAAAAAAAAAUGUGACAUCAACCAUGAAGAACAUAUUGUAUAUGUGAACAGAUUUGUUUCCAGGGGAACUGUGUUCAUUUAUGUGGAAGUGUUGCAGUAAGGACCAAACAGCUCACCGAGAAUGCCAAAGGGGGAUUUUCUGAAUGCAUUAUUAACGGUAUGAACACACGUCCUCUGGUUCUCGAAAGGUUUCUGUGAAAAACACCCUCUGAAAAAAAAUCCUGAGUAAAAUGGAUUGGAAGGCAAAGCAUUUCUAAUUUCAAACAGAUGAGUUUAAUGCACUGAGUGUUUGUUCCCCCAUAUUUGUGCUAGAAACGCCCAUGUUUUUUAUUUUUGUUUCUAGUUCUAAGAUGCACACUUCCCUCGUGCCGUAUAUGGCGUGCUGAACUGCAGCAGAGUGGUCAACAGCCUCCCAGUCUUCCUGCCUAUCACCCACAGAAAUAGUUCACAUGUAGCCAAGAAGGGAGGUUCUCGGUGGAACGGGAGCAUCCAGUCCGAUAAUGGAUAACCUGAUGGAAGUUCACAGUUUCCUGUAGAGCUUGGUCAUUGCUUUUCUGAAACCAAUUAACAGAUGUACCCCCCAGUUGUGUCCAUCUUAGGACAAAGCUAUAACUAUUGUUAACACCCCUGCCUUCCUCUCACCCCCAAAUCGUUCUCCUGCUGAUGUUACUGCUGAAGAUAGCCCCUCUGGUUGUUUGAUCAACUGUAGCAUAAUUGCGAUGGCUUGCCUGGACUAGCCUCCGCAACACAGACCCUACUUAGCCUUUGUCUCUGUGCCUGUCUGAGUCCCUUUCUCACUGCACUCACUAGGCUCAAAAGAAAAUAACCUCUUUGGUAACAUAAUAAUAUUAAUAAGUCAUUAACACGUCAUUAAGAACCACAAACAAAUCAUUAGUUCAUGAGUGUUCUAAAGCUUGAGAUUGCGAGUAAAUGAUUUCUGUUAAGCUUAUGUUUUACAUAAUGUGUUUGUUGACAUUUACUAGUGAGAUAAAGAGUAUGUGUUAGCAAACCAUUUAUUGUUCUGAAGGAAAUCAGUAAAAUUAUAAUAAAGACCACGUAAAACUCUUUCAUUUUAUGAGUAAAAGUUGAUUUGUAAAGCUGUUAUUAUUCAUUUUCCAUUUUUAGAGCUGAAUACACAUAUGUAAUAUAUGUUUGUCUUGCAUUCAUAUUUAUUAAGUACUUAUUCAUCACUUACAAAUCUUUUUGCAGUAAUCUAAAACUGUUGAAACUGUUCAUCCAAAGUUAAUCAGCCAUUAGUAUUCCUUAUGCAAUAUUUAUUCAUCACUUAUCGACUUUCUACAGUACCUCAUUUAAAGGCAUACUAUGCAGGAUUUUCACCAUGGUAUUAUUAUAGAAUAACCAUUACUAUGAUGCACUGGAAAUCUGUGUCUGCCUGUUUGUCUUGUAUUUGUUAUUCAAAAAAUUCGGAACAUUUCUGGGCAUGACACUUUUUUCUUUGCGUGCUGUAUCUGAAAUUCAUAUGGUCAAUAGAGGAAGAAGGAGAAGAAGAACAAGAAAUGUGUAUGAAUUGACUACAGUGGUGCGUUUCCAGCUGGGUUAGUGCUGGAGAUAGGCUCGCCUUGGUGGCUAACCUAACACUAAUCAACUGGCUGGUCAAUAUUCAGAAACAUUAGGUAGCAUUGUUAGCUAACUAAAGUCAAUUAUGUUCGUCAAACUAGCUGGCCGAAAAUUUCCUGUGGGUCCGAUAUCUUACAGAGCAGCAGCUUUAAGAUUCCAAUCCACUUCUUGCGGAUCAUAUUAUUUGUUGCCUAUCUUUAGCUAAGUAAUAGGGGUGAGUGAGUUCAGUUGAAAAACCUAAUAUGGUGUAUAAGUUAAGUAUUCUUUUCUGUACACAAGUGCAGUUUGACUACUACAGACCAAUAUCCGUGGUCGGAGAAACACAUUGCGUUUUUCAUUGAAUUAAAAUCUUCGGUAAGUGUGCGGUAAUGUGCAUUUGUUUCCACAGAUGGUAGCCGGUAGGUUGCAGCAUGGAGGUCUUUUUGGCUACGUCCCUGAUCUGCUUAAGGGGGAAAGCUUCCCCCCAUUGAGCUACACAGUGGGAGAGGCAUUAUGUAAAGAUGCAAAUAAAUAGAUUAAUAAAUUAAUUAAUUAAUAAAAGCAACAAUUUAUUGAUGUGGUUGUGAAUAUGUGUGCUUAGGCUACACUAUAGAAUUUUGCCUUGCUUCCAGGCAGGCAAUGGCAGACUGAAACCCACUGUUGCUGAGCAGUUACUCGAGUAGGUCUGUUCCAUAACCACUAAGGUAAAGCCCUGUAACUUUGCUGCGUAUCAUAGCAAAGUGGGAGUUUUUGCAAAUAUGUAAGUUGAGCAUUUUGGCAUACUUGUCGUUGCCUGACUGGUAUGAAUGCAGCGAUUGCACUUUCUGAAAGAGACUUAAUCGUAUGAUGCUAUAAAGCUACCAACAUAGCUAGAUAGGGCACAAUAUCAUCUGGUUCAUUUGUUGGUGCGUGAGCUUUGUUAUCUUGGGGAUGUAGGCUGGGUUGAACACGGAGGAGGAGACAUUUUUGAUUGUAAACACAGGAGAGAGGCAAGGAAAGUAGUCCUGCAUAGUAUGACUUUAACAUUGAAAUUGUUCAUACUACUGUCAAGGUAUGGAGAGGUCUCCAAACUAUUAGCAACAUUUCAAAUGAACACAUUUUGGAAAACAUUAGUAUCAUUUACUAACAUUUGAAAGCUUUGGAAUACCCAUUAAUUAAUGAUUUGCUCAUGGUUUUUAAGGCCAGUAAUGAACAUUAUUAAAAGGUAAAACGUGUUACAGACUUGACAUACAUCAAAUAUUAUAAAUAUUGUUUCUAAACACAACAUAUCAUGAUUGAUAUGUAUUAUUUUUAUGAAAUAUAUCUUUUUAAUCGAAUGUUCGGAAAAGUGAUGGGUACAAUGUCAGUAUUGGAUAUUUGAAAAUUAGUAAAUUUUCAGCAGACGCUCUUGGCUGUUAUUUGGUCCCUACUCUGGGUUGUUGGUCCAUGUCUGUCUAUUUUCUGUAUCAGAACUAGAAGGACUCUGUAUCAGAAGAUUUUUUUGAUUGAACCCUACAUGUUGCAGGCUCAGCUUAAACACGCGCACACAAUAUUUUGAACCGAUUAAGGAAACAAGUAUUUUUGCCUGUCUUAAGUGUGGAGUAAGCAAAUCAUGAGCUUGACAUGAUGCACAGUGCAUUGUGCUAGGCAGAUGCACUUUUCUGAGUCUGUUUUGUGCUUGAAUGGCAAAUUAUCCCACAGGAGGACAAUCUCAGCAGAAGCGUAAUAUCUAUAGGGCACCAUGCUGAUGUCCCAGAUAGCAGGAGACAUUGAUGGAAUUGUAGGCAUAUACAGAUUAUUAUGCUGUAACAGAAGAGUCACUAUCAUAAUUUAAAUGUGUAUGCAUUUUAAUUGUUUACACAAUUUUAAUUGUUUUAAUUGGUUAUGCAUUAUUGAUAAGUAUUAACUGAAGCAGGAUUGAUGUUGGUUGCGUUAACCAUCAGUGCUGCCAUCUGAUAGGACAAUGUAUGGGCAUGCCAAAGAUAAUACAUAUUUUCCACAUGGCAGGAUGUUUACUUCCCGAUCACUGCGUACUGCCGUUUACUUUUAAAUGGUAGUGUUGACUUCCUGACCACUGCAUACUGCCAUUUACUUUUAACUGUCUACUUUAACUGUCAUUCAAGGGUAAAUACAGGGUCAAUUGAAUGACUUUUUGCUGCACUUAUGUUAUUGGUUAAAUGGAAGCUAGUUAGCUCUGUAACAUACUGCUUCUCAACUGUCAAUAGAUCAUUUAUUUGACGGCAUAAGAUGAGGAGCUCUGUCUUUUUCACAAAUGGAACUGACCUAGUGUGCUUGAUGUGAUUGAAGUGAUGCAGUAUUGAACAGAAAAAGGUGAAAUUGCAGUUGUCAUUCAGUUUAGCCACAAUUUAUAUUGAAGACAAGCAAACAACAGUGACAAAAUUAAAUCAAUAUAUAAAGCAGUGAAUAAAUUGUAUAAUAAUAACAGUUUAUGACCGGUGUUUUUUUUUUUUUUUGUACUGACAUUGGAAUCAUAUGGUUCCAGUGUUUAUGAAUGCGUAAAGGAACACUAAUCAGUUAUCAAAUUACUUUUUGUUUGUUUGUUUGUUUGUUUUCCUGCUGAGAUUUACUUGUUCUUUUCCAAACAAAGAUGAAUGAUGCCUUAAAUGUUUCAAUGUGAUUCUUGUAGCAUACAUCCUGUUCAGUUCUGUGAGGUCAAAUGAAUGGAACCUGACAGGUCAAACCAUCACAAUAAUUGGAAAGAUGUUUGAUGGGAUGAGUAAUUUAUUGCCUUAUGACUUAGUUUCUGUGUUUUCCUGUAGAAAUCUUUGUUCAGUAUAUUCACGUAUGAACUUGUUUUUCUGUUGUUUUCAUGAUGCUAGUUUGCACUGAAAUAGUUUUAAAAUAUACAUUUUACAGGUAUGACUGUUGAAAUAAGGAUAUGUUGACAUGCAGUAAAGUUGGUGAGGUAGUCUUCGAUUUAGCAAAAAUUACUUAAAUUAAGUGCAGUAUUAGAUUGUAUUUUUGACGAUUAUGUUAAAGCAGCGAAGGAAAAAUUAUUGAUAUUUCUUGUAUAAUUUUAACCGAUGUAAAUGAGCUGAAUACAUUGUCAAAAGUAUUAUUGAAUGUGUGGCUUAUGGUUGUAGUUAGUUGAUUUUUAAACUUUGUAUGAUCAUUUUCAGAUUAUGAGAUUGAACCUACACAGAUAUUGCUGUGUGAUGACUGAAAUAGUAGCUCCCUCUGUACACUCUGAAAUUAUGACAGCUAAUGAAAAAUAGAUUAUGUGACUGAGCAAUAGGUAAUAAUAGUAACAACAAUAAUAGUAAUAAUACGAUUCUUAUUCUUAUUCUUAUUCUUCUUCUUCUUCUUCUUCUUCUUCUUCUUCUUAUUAUUAUUAUUAUUAUUAUUAUUAUUAUUAUUCAUAAUAUGGGACAGUGCCAUACAUAUUUAUGUCUUGUGGUUGACAUGAAAAUUACCAAUUAUUCAAGCUCCUCAAGUUUUGAGUCAUAGCUGUCCCUAAAAGAAGGAGAAAAUGAUUCUGUCUUUAAUGAAGGGUUCAAUUUCAUUUCAACAUUUUUUGCGUGCUUUACAAUUCAAACAGCAUUAAAACUGUAUUGCAUUCAACAUGCUGGAGUACAUCAGAAAAUUGUAUCUGACAUGUAUGUUUAUGCUUACAGUAUGUAUUUGCUAUUGGCUGACAUCACCUAGACUGACAUGUUUUAUGUGAAAAUCCUGGCUUCACAUUGCCGGUACAUAUUGUUGAUGUACUGACCAAAUUUACCAGUCAACAAUUUCAGUUACUAAAAGGCAAUUCUGUGUAGCUGACAAUAAAAGGUCUAUUUUUUUCUGUAAGUCAUUUGUCAAACCAUGUAAAGGGAAAUGGUGGUAUAUAUUUUUGUUAAAAGCAGGCAGUGUUUACUGAAAUCUAUUGUAAAUUUAUCUAAAUAAAUUUGUAAUGUUUAAAUGAUGCUCCUUUGAAUAAUGUUUUGUCAGUGCUAAAGUAGUUUUAAUUGUAUAAAUCCUGUUGAGGUAAUAAAUUUCAAUAAUCUA
Molecule: messenger RNA, 7357 nt
Organism: Anguilla rostrata (American eel)
Lineage: Eukaryota; Metazoa; Chordata; Actinopteri; Anguilliformes; Anguillidae
Product: G-protein coupled receptor 26-like
Exons: 3
Coding region: 309-1337 (342 amino acids)
Biological process (GO): adenylate cyclase-activating G protein-coupled receptor signaling pathway
Cellular component (GO): membrane
Molecular function (GO): G protein-coupled receptor activity
Source: RefSeq, a predicted model, not a curated record